Messenger RNA from Solea senegalensis (Senegalese sole), 12346 nucleotides. It is a transcript of the gene kif26ba, whose product is annotated as kinesin family member 26Ba. The record is from RefSeq and is a predicted model, not a curated record. Lineage: Eukaryota; Metazoa; Chordata; Actinopteri; Pleuronectiformes; Soleidae. Gene Ontology annotation, biological process: microtubule-based movement. Gene Ontology annotation, molecular function: ATP binding; microtubule motor activity; microtubule binding. The coding region runs from base 618 to 7553 and encodes 2311 amino acids. The transcript has 29 exons.
GCUCGCUUCAGCAGAGUGCGGAGCCGCGGGGAAGUCAACAGGAGUCUCUGGAUAUACUCACACCUCAACUCCAAACAGCGUGGAUCUGACUCUGCACCACGUUAGAAACGCACGAGAAUCAGAGAGGUGCAUGGGACCUGCCCCGUGUUCCUGCGCGCGUGUGUGUGGUGUGUGUGGUUUCACCUGGGCAGCCGGAGACGCAUAGCUGAUGGAGCAAAGAGGAGGCAUCGCUGAGUGUGGAGCGCUGUUGAGCAGAGAGCCGCGUUCAGCGCACAACACGCGCCGCUGACAGGGAGCGGUCUGCUUUUACGCACGAGCUGGGCGUAUUUCUGUCCUGGACUUCACAGGUGAUUGGAGGCAACAUCAUCGGGGAUAGAAAAAAAGGGAAGAAACACCGUUUUGGAUUGUAUUUUAUUUGAUGGUUGUCGGUGGCAGAACGGGGAUGUAAGUGGUUGAACUCACGUGCGUUUGGAAGACGCGUGAGGCUGGUUCCAGAAGAGCAAAUUGCAGGGGCGUGCAGCUAAUUGAAGUCGACCCGGUGGAUCCUUUUUUGAAUGUGACGCAGCAGCAGAGGUUCUUUCUCCUCCUCCUCUUCCUCCCCAUCUCUCACCUCCAACAUGACUUCACUGUCUGGGACCAAGGAGAGGUCUGUGAGCAGCCGGAGCAGAAAAUAUGGGGUACCUGACACGUCACCGACCAAAUCUGGCUCCUUCUUUCCUGACACAUGGUACAGAAAAGCCUAUGAAGAAACCUCCAGAUCCAGCACACGUCCAACCCCAGAGGGUGCCGGCUCCAUGCCAAGCUCUACAGGCACCCCAUCUCCUGGCUCAGGCAUCUCCUCACCAGGUUCCUUCUCUGGAUCACCAGGAACCAUCUCUCCAGGGAUUGGGACAGGAUCGCCUGGUUCUCUUGGUGGCUCCCCGGGUUUUGGCACCGGAUCACCAGCCUCGGGCAGUGGAAGUUCUCCUGGCAGUGAAAGAGGGAUAUGGUGUGAGAACUGUAAUGCUCGGCUGACGGAGCUGAAAAGACAAGCACUGAAGCUGCUCAUCCCUGGACCGUACUCCAGCAAGGAUCCCUCCUUCUCCCUCCUGCUCCAUGAUAAGCUUCAGGUGCCUAACAGUUCUCGGCUGGCGUGGAACGAGCGUGACAGUCGAUGCGAUGUAUGCGGCACUCACCUCACUCAACUGAAACAGGAAGCUGUGCACAUGGUCCUCACUCUGGACCAGUGGGAUUUGUCUCCCACUUCUUCUCCCCCUGCUCUAAUUGGACGAUAUGGAUCUCAAGGACCUCCAGGUCCGCUGGGAGCUUCUGGAUUACCGGGAGGUCCUGGGCCACGGGACUGGCCUCCUCCUUUUCUCCCUUCCUCCUCCUCGGCUGCUGCUUCCACUUCACAUCCUCCUACUCAAGCAUCGCAGUCACCCUCCCCAAGUCCAAACCAGACCCCAACGCCCAGUCCAAGCCACGGACCAUCCAACCCCAGCCACGGAAGUCCCACAAUGGGGCAAACAUCCAGCUCUAGCCCACAACCUCAGGGUCCAGGGCCUAGACUGGGGUCGAAGCCCAGCUCCCUGGGUCUUGGUGGUGGAGUGGACAGAAGGAACGGGUCCCCCAGUUCAGGGAAAGCAGCUGGUUCCCAUCAGCAACUAGUGACGGGGGUAAACAGCCCUGGCAAUAACAGUGGUAACGGUAAUAAUGGCAGUGGAGCAGUACUGAGUACAGCAGCUCUGCAGGCCCAUCAGCACAUGAACCGAGCUAAUGGAGGAGUUACACUCUAUCCAUACCAGAUCUCUCAGAUGAUCUCUGAGGCCUUCAGGGAAGGACAGACUGAAGCUGCACUGAACCGCUACAACACACACUCUCCUUCGCACACAAAUUCAUCAUCGCACACCAGCUCUCCCUGUCACACUCCAGCUGUGACCACCACAGCACAGACCGCCACAUCAGCCGCUGCCUCUUUCUUUGCCAGAGCUGCACAAAAGUUAAACUUAGCCUCAAAGAAGAAGAAGCAGAAGGCUGCUGCGGCCACGGCUCCAGUGAGCUCAUCGUCGUCCUGUGACCCACCUCUGUUCCCCACCAACUUCAGCUCUGCCCUGGUGAUGGCCCCACCCCCAGCUCCACCUUGCCUUCUCCGUGCUGUCAAUAAGAUAAAAGAUACACCUGGCCUUGGAAAGGUGAAGGUGAUGGUGCGCGUGUGUCCGGUGUCUCACUCGGAUGCAGCAGAGUCCAGCUCCUUCCUCAAAGUGGACCCCAGGAAGAAACAGAUCACCAUCAUGGACCCUUCAGCCAAUCAGACACCAGGCCCUGCGUCCCAGAAGAAAGCGGGAGCCAAUCAGGUGCCUCCAAAGAUGUUCACGUUUGACGCUGCAUUCCCUCCUGAUGCAUCACAGGCGGAAGUGUGUGCGGGAACAGUUGCCGAGGUGAUUCAGUCGGUGGUGAAUGGAGCAGAUGGCUGUGUCUUCUGCUUUGGACACUCCAAGCUGGGUAAAUCCUACACAAUGAUUGGCCGUGACGACUCUCUUCAGACUCUGGGUUUAAUCCCCUGUGCCAUCUCCUGGUUGUUUAAACUCAUCAACGAGAGAAAGGAGAAAACAGGAGCACGCUUCUCUGUCCGUGUCUCUGCAGUCGAGGUUUGGGGGAAAGAGGAGAACCUGAAGGACUUGCUGUCUGAAGUGGCGACAGGCAGCUUACAGGAUGGACAGUCACCUGGAGUGUAUCUCUGUGAGGACCCCAUCUGUGGCAUGCAGCUCCAGAACCAGUCUGAACUGCGUGCCCCAACCCCGGAGAAGGCUGCCUGGUUUCUAGACGCCGCCAUAGCCGCUCGCCACAGCAGCCAACACCCAGACACCAGCGAAGAAGAACACAGGAACUCACACAUGCUGUUUACGUUACACAUAUACCAAUAUCGCAUGGAAAAGACGGGAAAAGGAGGGAUGUCUGGAGGUCGCAGUCGUCUCCACCUGCUGGACCUGGGCAGCUGUGAUGUCAAAGCGUUUGGAGGAAAUGAAAGGACCAAGGAGAACUCCCCGCACGGCUCGGCCCCACUGUGCCUCUCUUUAUCUGCCCUCGGCAAUGUAAUCCUCGCCCUGGUCAACGGGAGCAAACACAUCCCAUACAAGGACAGCAAGCUGACCAUGUUGCUAAGAGAGUCGCUAGGCAACAUGAACUGCCGGACCACCAUGAUUGCUCACAUCUCUGCCUCACCCAGAGAUUUCUCAGAAACCCUUUCCACCAUCCAGAUUGCUUCCCGCGUCCUUCGCAUGAAAAAGAAGAAAACUAAAGUCACUGUGCAGUACACAUCCAGCUCCUCCGGAGGAGAGAGCUCCUGUGAAGAGGGCCGCAUGCGACGCCCGACCCAUCUGCGUCCUUUCCAUCACCGCGGUGACACAGACUCUGAUCUUCCCUUGCUGCGGCUGUCCAGCGAUCCGGACGAGUAUUCGAGCAGUGAACAGUCAUGUGACACGGUGAUCUACGUGGGCCCGAACGGGGCUGCGGUGUCAGACCGAGAGCUCACAGACAACGAGGGACCACCGGAAAUUGUACCCAUUAUUCCUGCUCUGCUUCGAGGGAAAACACCAGAGCAACAUCACACACAAAGUCAAUGUCCGGCAGCAGGAGCCCAGAACAAGCAGGUGCAGUGUCAGCAGGAAGAACAGCUCAGUGCUCCCUCUCAGUCUCUGCUCGGGCAGCCGCUGGCUCCAGUCCCAGAGGAAGGAGCUGAGUGCCUGAAGUGCAACACUUUUGCAGAGCUGCAGGAGAGACUAGACUGCAUCGAUGGGAGUGAAGAGGUGGCAAAGUUCCCCUUUGAAGAGGUUCCAGCAAACAAACAAGCUGCCAAACAGGAGCCAUGUCUCUCUUCAUCUUUGCCAACCACAGUUCCUGCUGCUCCUGUAUCUGCUGCUUUGUCAGAUACAGAAGAAACAACAGGCUCUGCACUUGCUGAAGAGGGUGCUGUGCAGUUCUCCUUUACCUCCUCAGCACCAGCCUCCAAGAGGAGGACCAAUGACCAGCAGCUGCAGGACAUCAAGGAGGUGGUGGAGGAGGCUGAGCUGGCACAGACGAUGAUCCACAGCCUGACUCAAACUUCUGGCUCCUCCAUAGUCACGAGCGCCUGGAGUGUGACUGGAAACAGCAGCAGCAUCACCACCAACCCACUGCACAGGGUCAAGGGCUCCCACCUACAUGACAGCCAUGAGAAUCUCAAUGUGAACAGUAAUUCCGACGGAAAGGCGCGGCCGCUUGGAUCACCACGCCUUGGCAUCGCCAGUCUGACCAAAACCUCAGAUUACAGGCCUCCAUCCUCUCCAUCCCAGCGGUGUAAAGUGUACACCCAGAAGGGCGUGAUGCCAACAACACCCCCUCUGUCCUCACAUACUCUGGCUCAAGAUGGACAGCCCACAGAUGCUAUGACCUCUGAUAACAGUUUGGCUGCAGACAGUGGUCGUUCCUCCACAGAGUCCAUUCUGUCCAGAACAUCUCCAGUGGGCAUGAGCCCACAAGUCCGAGAGCCAGCUCCGUCUCUGUCUGCCAGUCUGGGCUCAGCUGAGACGCUGUGUGACGAUGACGUACCACCUAUACCGAUGGACCCUCACAGAGAUGCCUUAGAAGCUGCAGUAUCUGUAGAAAGAGCUGGACUGAGAGAGGAUGAAGUGGUUUUAACUAUGGUCUCUGGAGGCUCUCAGCCUAUCAGUGUCAUCAGUGGUGCCGCCGAGGAUGGAGCUAUGGGGAAUUAUUCUUUGCCCGCUGGUCUGGCAGUUACUUCGGGGGUUACAGAGGUUGUCGCCAUGGCAGAGGUGGCAAUGGCCAAACUGCGGGUAGAAGGUGAAGCCUUAUCCACAGGGAUGUCUAACUGUGGUUCCUGGGUCAGUGAUCUGAGCAUGGGCAGUGAAGCUGACCAGUCUCUCCACAGCUUCAGCCAAUCUCAGAGCCAGCAAGGGGAAGCCCUCGCUGAUUCUGAAGCCAGCCACAGCUCUGAAAUCGAGGGGCUGUGUGGAUAUGAAAGCUCUGGAUGUCGAAGAAGAGGCAGUCUGGAAGGAGAGGUGGUGCUGCAAGAGAAUGGGGCUGAUAAAGCCACUAAAGACAGGCUGAGGAAACUGCCUCCCUCAAUGGCUAAAACUAACAUUCAAAUUCUAACAGGACCUGGUAACCUUUCUUCUUUCAAAACCACAAAAAGCAUGCAUCCCUGUGUGGCUGUCAAACACAUGAUGAUCCAAGAACCAACUCUUCUCACGUCACCUACCAAGAGUAGCUUAAUGAAAGAUACAAGCAAAGUUAAUGCAUCACUUUUAGCUUCAAUCUCCAGUGAGAUGAGCUUUGAUGACCCCUGGUUGAAGCGUGGCAAGGAGGAGGGAUUCAGAGAGCCUAUGCAUGAAAAUAUUAAAGCUGGGACCGGAGACCACCAGAGCUUCUGUAGAGACGGUGUGGAUCAUGGCAGCUCAAGUUCAGGUGGUGAGGCUAUGUCAUCUCCAGAUUUCUUUAAAAGAGUGGUGGAUGGUUGUGAGAUGGUCACUGCUGUUGCCCAGGGAGACUGUCUGAGUCUGAGUACAUAUAACCCAGAGAUCCACCGCACUGCUAGUCUUCCCCGUGGCUGGCACCGUCUCAACAGACAUGACGGCUUAGAUAAUGGAAGUGAGUUCCGUAAUUUCGGCGUCACCACCUCAACUCCUUGCAGUCCACGCUCUACUCUUGACCGCCGGGGAUCAACUGGAAAACAAGGCUUUUUCUCUCACAAGAAGGGUAACAUUCCACCUCUGCCACCGGUACGCAAGUCUAGCCUUGACCAGCGCAGCAGGGCAGCCAGCCCUCUCCAUCAACCCAGUCAUGGAGCGUCACUGAUGGGCAGCUCAGCAGAUGAUGCAGGGGUAUGUGGCUCUGUAAGUGUUGCCAGACGAGGCUCCGGCAUAGACAGCAGUAGACUUUUCAGUGCCAAGUUGGAACAGCUUGCAAACAGAACCAACUCGUUAGGUCGGGUACACAGUUCCCAUAAUAGUUCCCACCACUAUGACUGCUUCUCCUUGGAGAGGGGUGAGAGCCUGAGAGGAGGAGUUAGGGGGGACAGCACCAUGCCUCGUACUGGCCGUAGUCUCACCCGUGCUGGAUCAGUAUCUUCUUCUACUGCAAACGCACCCAUCUCCAGUUUCAGUGGCAGUACUGGUUCAAGCAGCGCUCCACAGUCACCAGCCAAAACCAGCAGCCAGUCCAAAAUCUCAGCUGUGAGUAAGCUGCUGAUGACCAGUAGUCCCAAAGCCAGGAGUUUGUCUGCCUCCAGCACCAAGACCUUGAGCUUCUCUACCAAGUCUUUAAGUCAAACUACCAGCCGCAGUUCCAGCCUUCCUCCUAAUGGAAAACCCCAGGGCUCAGUACAGGUUCCUCUGCAGCAGCAGGGACCUUCUCCUGGAUCCUGGUCUACCCAGUCUCUGAGCCGCAGUCGUGGAGGAAGCCUGUCAGCCAAGCUGCCUCUCAGGGCUGUUAAUGGUCGUAUCUCAGAGCUCCUCCAGGGAAGUGCAGGCUCCCGUUCCAGGAGUCAUACCCAGGGAGGAGGCACAGAUCCUGGAGAGGAAAGAGGAGUUGGAGCAUCAAGUGGAGGGGCUGCUGGAGCAGGAAGUAGUGGUGUCAGUGGUGGCAGUGUUGGCAGUGGUGGCAGUGGUGUCAGUGGUGGUGGCCUUGGCGAUGAGAAAGCAGCCGUGGUCCAAACACUACCUUCUCCCUACAGCAAGAUCACAGCUCCCAGAAAACCACACAGAUGCAGUAGUGGCCAUGCCAGCGAUAACAGCAGUGUACUGAGUGGCGAGCUCCCUCCAGCCAUGGGGAAAACAGCCUUGUUUUACCACAGUGGAGGCAGCAGUGGCUAUGAGAGCAUGCUGAGAGACAGCAGCGAGAACACAGGAAGCACCUCCUCUGCUCAGGACUCCCUCAGUGAGCACAGCACAGCCACUGCUUCCUCCAGACGCAGCUCCAAAGGCAGCAAGAAGAGCAGGAGCAACACAGGCCUUCAGCGUCGUCGUCUCAUACCAGCGCUGACCUUGGACUCCUCCUCCUCCUCCUCCGCCUCUCAUCGUUCCUCAAAACAGGCCAUCACUUCUUCUUCCUCCUCCUCCUCCAGCCCUGGCGCAUGCUGGGUAGAUGGACCUCUGGGACCCCCAGGUUCCUCAAACCUCCGCAGCACCACUGCAACAACAGAAAACUUUGAGAUCAAGGUUUAUGAGAUAGAUGAUGUUGAGCGACUACAGAAGAGGAGAGACAAAGGAGGGAGCAAGGAGGUGGUGUCUGUGAGUGCAAAGCUUCGUCUGCUGGAGCAUCGCCAGCAGAGAAUCAAUGAAGUCAGAGCCAAGUAUCACUGUCUGAAGAAAGAACUGGAGCAAACCAAACAGUACCUGAUGCUUGAGCCACAAAAAUGGACCACUGAGUUCGAGGUCCAGCAGGUCUAUGAAGUGGACUCAGUGGAGUAUUUGGAAGCCUUGGAAAUGGUAACGGACAAACUGGAGACCAGAGUCAACUUCUGCAAAGCUCAUCUCAUGAUGAUCACCUGCUUCGACGUGUCCUCGAGACAUCGGUAGACAGAGGGAGAGAAGAGACACAGGAGGACGAGAGGCGGACACACAACAAGACUUCAUCAGAUGUUGAUUAAUCUAACACAUUUUGUUUGAUUCUCCUAAAUAUAUACAUCACUGGAUGACUGGAUAGAUGGAAGGAGGGGCUACAGGGAAUUUGUCAGACUUCCUUAUGACUCCAAAUUUACAGUCGACAGAAGGAUGGAUGUAUGGAGAGAUGGAGGGAUAAAAGAAAUGACCUUGUAGAUUUUGAUGGAAACAGGCACAAAGCAGCAUCUAAUGGACAGGUGUCUGUGAAUCAGACAAAUAUGGCUGCCCAGAAGCACAGACAGAUGGUUUUGAGUCUGAAAAGAAACAUAAUCAAGUGAUGACAUUUUCUCAGAAGUGAAUGAUUGGACUGCGGAGGAAUCUCUGAGACUCAGACGUUCAUUUACUAAUGCAUGGAGAAGAAAAAGGAGUGGAGAGUGAAACAAAAACUGCCAUUUUUUUGAAAGCAGGGGAGGAUGAAAGAGAGCUGAAGAAGAGGAGCACUUUUUAAAGUACACACACAGUUGAGAGCCAUUGACUUUAAACACCGAGCGUUGACUACAGAAUUGCCUGCUAUUGUGCAUUUGCUGAAAGAGAAAGAUAGUAGGACAAUGGAAAUGAUUAUGAUAAGUGCCUUGUGGACAUUUCAACAAUACUGAGACCAAUUCUCUCUUUCUCUUUGUCUCUGAAUUUGUGUACAUGCAUUAAGUUUGGUGCUAGAAUAGAAAAAAAACACACACACAAAAAAGAUAAGUGUCUUCGGAAAAUCUUUGAAUUUAUAGCCAUUAUUAAAUGUGAUGUUUUACCGUGGGUCAACGUCUUACUAUAGUGGAUUGGAUUAAAUUUAAAAACUUUGGGUUCCCAAUGCCUCGUUUCGACAUAGCUCUGUAUCCGUAUACGAGUAAACCUGGAACUCAUGUCUACGGCAACUUUUGUGAUCAACUGCACCUCAACUAUUUUUCUGUCCAGAAAUAACCUCCAUGUAAUUUAAAAACAUAUACAUAUUCCACUGGAUUAUGAACAGAUUCUGUUCUGUUUCACAGUAUAAUCCUGUUCAGUCAUUAACGCAGGUGCCUGCUUUUGACGUUGGUGCUUGCUGAUAAUGUUUUAGAUUGCUUUGCUGCAAAGGCAGUUGUUCCCAAUGCUGGAACAAUAACCUUUCCACUGACGGAGAAGCGUGUACUAACCGCUGCUUCGUAGAACAGCCAAUAGGAGGCGCUCUCCCUCUCGGAAUCGCUCUGAAAUGAUUGGUUAAAGUCUAACUUCACAGACUCAGUGUCCUCAAGGCACCUACAUUAUACUGAAAGAUUAUCUAAUCUUUAAACAUCAAACGUAUGUUGCCUACCCCAGCUUUAAUAUUGUUAUAGCUUUUCACCGACGGAGAACUGCAUAGCUUGGUUAUGAAGCCAGGACACACAUAAUGAGAAAUGAAUGAAACAGACAAUAAUCUGACAUUUUCUUGUAGUGUUGAUCCCCUCCCCCCCCCCAACUUCAUUCACCUACAGAGCACAUCUGAAUUUUGACCCUCUGGGGCACACGUAUAAUCACUCUGAUGCAGUCGAGAUGGCUCUUUCAUGUACAGUAACACGUCUGAGUCACAAAGGUGAGGAAACGAAAAAUGCUUUUCUAUGUCCCACUGUUAAAAGUACAGGUCCAUGGACUGACACAUGGACCGUCUGUUGUUUGUAUCUGUGUUGUUAUGCUCUAUUCUAAAAGAAACUGAAUGAUGUGUCAAUGUGUGUGUUUUAUAUUAAGGUAUCUUUUUUUAUUUGAGUUAAAUGGGACCAUGUAAAGACUAUGUAUGAUAGAAGGAUAACAGAAAAUAAGAUAUAAAGAGAGAUUCAAAACUAAAGGAAGAUAUACAGUAUUAAAAGUUAAUCCCUUUAAAGGUCCAACAUGCAACAUAAAUAAUGCCUCACUAGACAACAGGAAACAAAUAUGUAAAUAUAUAGUAGAGCACGCGUCACACUUUUCUAUGUGUAGUUCAAACCUCUUCUUUGGCAGCAGGUGUGACCAAAAUACAAAAUACAAGCCCAUUUCAAUACUCUGUUCAUUCUGCGUUUAGGAUGUCCUGUACGAACAAGGGGAUUAUGACUUCACAAGGACUAUUUGAUUGCAACAGUAAACAAGAGAGAUAAGACGAGGCUUAAUAUUGUUCCACAAUGAUUUGGAGUUAGUCUUUCUCCACCUGGACUCAGAAGUAACUUGACAUUGUGUUAGAUGUUUGUUUUUACUUGUGACAUGACAUUUGUUUUUGCUCAAUUGCAAUGGCUAGUGACACUUAAAUAUUGCAUAUUGGACCUUUAACGCUUUGUUUUAUUGCAAUCAAAGUAGUGAAAUUAGACUACAAAGGAUACCGUACUGCAACUCUGUAUCCAGACUAAAAAGUAUAUAUUGAGAAAUGAAGCUAAAGAAAGACAAGGAUGACGACCAAAUUAAGAGACAUGUAUCAUUGCCUGGUUCCAUUUCUUUGAAUGGAUAGAAAAUGUGUUAAUAUUAUCUAUGGUGCUUGAAAUGCUUAUGAUCUAAAUGUUUGUACAAAUAUAAAUAUAUGAAAGAGCCUGUUUCCCUCUGAAAGACAGACCAAUACUUUGUCAAACGCUUCUUCUACAUCGCCAUCGAUUGUCAUUGACACCCACCAACCUUUUCCUCUGAAUGCCCUUUGCCCAGGAAGCAGAGAGCAUCCUGAGAGGGGGGGAAAGUAAAGGAAGAGACGUAACAGGAGAGGAAACGCUGGUUUGAUUCUAUGAGACGCAUACUCUGUUUUUAGACACAAAACCAGGAAAUAUACAGUAUUUGAAUUUUUGGGGUUUGAUCUUCUCAUGCCUGAAUAAAAAUGUGCCACUUAUUAAUUUCAUGUGGGACACACCUGCGAGUUCCUGUAUCUACGAUGAGUUUACAGGCCCAUGAAGUGUUUUUGAAGUGCACCUGCGACGUCUCCUAUUUCCUUUACUAAUCUCCCAGUUCACUGUAGUCAUGAAUGAUGUUUUUGUUUAUUUAUUUGAGCUCAAGAGAGCAGAGUUGACGUUCUUAUUUAUUUACGCCUUACGACCUUCGGAAGUUACUAUGCAUUUACGAAAACAAAAAAUAAUUUGUACAUUGCUGAGCCCAUGCCAUAAAUAUAUAUAUAUACUGUACACAUAACACAUAUGUGCUCAUCUUUAUUUUGGAUAUUUUCUGUUGACUUCCUUUGCUCUUUCUGUUCCAGUUGGGAAUUUUAAUGGGUUUGGGUUUCCUGAAGUGUCCACAUGCAGAUUCAACACAAGAGUUACAGUCCAUCUAAUACCGCGCAGACUUUAAAACGAUGGACUUAUGGUUAAUUAAGGUUUUGCUUAAUAUGUGAAAAGGUGGCACCACUUUUCAAUGACACUACACUUAUGAGGGUUUUAAAAAUGGUAAAAUGAUAUGUGUUGCUUGCCAAAUAGUGAGACUAGCCUUCAUAGAUUACUUUGUCUUCACCAUAGACCGACAUUUAAUCUAACAGUUUUGUCAUUUCCUUUUACUCAUUUUUACUAAAUCUUUUUUACUUAUCUCAUUCCUCAUGUUCUUUACAUGUUGAAUGACACAAUAAAGCUCCUAAAUCCUUGUUAUAUAUAGAGUUACAAUCAGAUAUUCAGUUACCAUCAUCAUCAACCUUUUCUCUCAAUAAUUACACUCCCGCACAUCUGAAGGCGAAUGAAGGAGAAUGUUCAUGGAGACUUAAUGAAAGAAGGCUUGUUACACACUAUUUAAGGUGUUAAGUUAACUCUACUGUCUUUCUAUGGUGAGUGAGAUGGAAAAAAAUGAUCUCUCCCUGCUCUUAACAUAAUCCAGGAAAUGAAUAUCAAUUUUGUGCAAGAAUUCAUGCUUUGCAUAAAUGAAGAUCACGCAAAAAAUGUGUGGCAAACAACAUAAUGAGAAUGUGUUUUAGUUGUGUGGGAAUUUUCUCUCUCCAUUAGUGAGGUCGAUGCCACACCGAUGGGCUCCUUUUUGGAACUAAUGAAACUCAUUUGUGAGGGAAAAAGAAGGGAGGAUGGAGUUAAUGAGAUCUUGUCAAAUAGUGAGACUUUGUUUGUGUGUCUCCAAGUGUUGAUGAACCAUUCACUAAGCAGCAACACCCAAAUUAAUCACCUCAGUAUUGGGAGGUCUUACUGUAAAGUGGCACCGAAAGCUUAUUAACUUGAAAAUGGGCUGUGUGUGUUGUGUUAAAUGAACUGCCAGAGUUAUAUCGUACAGUAUUAAUUUGUGCCACGAGUUAGCGGAUGUUUCAGGAACCUCUGAGUGAGCAGAAUGUCUUUGAAAUGCUAUGUGUGAGGUUUCCCUCUCAAUGUGUCACUGCCAAAUAUUCUCUGGUAGCGCCUUAUAAUUCCAGCAAUAACUACAGUAUGAAAAACACCUGAGGUCACGGUCGACUAUUCAGGAAUAAGGGUUCCUUUUUCAUCUGUGGAAAUAAACAAAGUGAGGUUAAUGUUGACAUAAAGUCAGACAUGAGCAAACGUGCAGUUUGUGCUGUUGCAUAUUUUGCAGGAACAUUGGUGAAUUAUAAUGUGUUAUCUAGAAAUCUGACACACAGCAUGUCAGACCACAUUUUUUGGCUAAAAACAGAUUUCAAGGACGGUUGUUGGGGAAAUCUCUACAGAGCCAGUUUAUGACCCAUGAAUAUUACUCACUUUUACGAUUCGAUAUUGUCUCCAAACUCUGUAGACUCGCUGUUUUGAAAAAUGUGGUGCGGCACUUUGUGUUGAUGGAAAAGCAAGACGGGGGGAAUGUAAAUAAAGGAAUGUACUGGAAGA